Periconia digitata is the source of this 945-nucleotide messenger RNA. The record is from the annotation of a GenBank genome assembly. NCBI's taxonomy places the organism in Eukaryota, Fungi, Ascomycota, Dothideomycetes, Pleosporales, Periconiaceae.
CACUCACUUCUUGAAGCUCAACAUUGUUUGCUCCUCCUCCCCACCAUGUCUGAACUCAGCUACGCUCGAUAUGGCAAAGAUAACAUCCGCCUUUACAAAGUCGACAAGAACGAGAAAACAGGCGUCCAGACCGUUGUCGAACAAACCGUCUGCACACUCCUAGAGGGCGACAUUGAUGUUUCCUAUACCAAAGCCGACAACUCGCCCAUCGUAGCCACAGACACCCAAAAGCAAACUACCUACGUCCUCGCCAAACAAAACCCCAUCGACCCGCCCGAGCAAUUCGCUGCCAUCCUCGGCGAGCACUUCGUCAAGACCUACCCCCACAUCCAUGCCGCCCACGUCAAGAUCAUCCAGCACCGCUGGACACGCAUGAACAUCGAUGGCAAGCCGCAUCCUCACUCCUUCUACCGCGACAGCGAUGAGAUCCGCGUUGUAGAAGCCGUGACCCGCGAGAACCAAGGCGUGACCAUCCGCUCCAAGAUCGAGAAGCUACUAGUGCUGAAGAGCACCGGUAGUGCGUUCCACGGUUUCCACCGUGACGAGUUCACCCGACUCCCCGAAACGUGGGAUCGUAUACUGAGCACCGAGGUCGAGGCGGGCUGGAAAUGGAAGACAUUUCAGAACGUCGCUGAGGUCAAGAAGAUUGAUUUCAACGCUGCUUGGGAGAAGGCCAGGAAUAUCACGCUCAAGACUUUUGCAGAGGAUAACAGUGCCAGUGUGCAAGCUACCAUGUACAAAAUGUGCGAUUUGAUUCUGGCUGCUGUCCCUGAGGUAGAUACUGUUGAUUAUGCUUUGCCUAACAAGCACUACUUUGAAAUUGAUCUCAGCUGGUACAAAGGUCUCAAGAACACUGGAAAGGACGCUACCGUGUUCGCUCCCCAAUCCGACCCCAACGGCCUGAUCUAUUGCACUGUUUCGCGCAAGACGAAGUCGAAGCUAUAG